AUGUCCAAAUGUAGCGAUGAUGUCCCUCAAGCUUUAUUCUCUGUGACGUCCAAAAGUAGUGAUGACGUCCCUCCUGCUUUGUUCUCUGUGACGUCCAAAAGUAGUGAUGACGUCCCUCCUCCUUUGUUCUCUGUGAUGUCCAAAAGUAGUGAUGAUGCCCCUCCAGUUUUAUUUUAUGUCACAUCCAAAUGUAUUGAUGACGUCCCUCCAGCUUUAUUCCCUGUGACGUCCAAAAGUAGUGAUGACAUCUCUCCAGUUUUAUUUUAUGUCACGUCUGACUGUAGAGAUGAAGCCCUCCAAGCUUCAGUCCGUUUUGUAGCUGACUUGAGUGUUGGCGUCCCUCAGUCUCCAGUCCACGAAACAUUAGACUGUGGAGUCAAUGUCCCCCAAGCUACAACCUGUGCAGCACCUGACUGUAGUGGUUAUGCUCCCCAAAUUCAUUCAAGCCAGCUACAGGAUAAUGAGACAACAAUUAUUGACAUCAAUUCACACCGUUAUGAAAUUGGCAGUCAGCUGGGUGAAGGAGGCUUUGGAACCGUUUAUGCAGCGACUCGUUUGGAUGAUGGCCUACAGGUGGCGAUAAAAUUUGCAUCCAACAGGAACACAAAGUUCAUCAGCAUUGACGGUUGUUCCAAGCCUCUUCCAUUGGAGGUCGCUUUGCAAAUUCUUGCAAAUAAACGCCCCAGGGUUGAGGAAAUCAUCCAGCUUCUGGACUGGCAGGUGGAUCCUGACUAUUACUUUAUGGUGCUAGAGCGGCCCAUGCCCUGUCAGUCCUUGUAUGAAUAUUUAAAGUGCUACAAGGGCACCAUGGAAGAGGACGUGGCACGAGUUAUAAUGCACCAGGCAAUAUUCGCAGCUCGAAUGUGCUGCCUUCGUGGAGUGUUGCACCGGGAUAUUAAGCUGGAAAACCUUCUGAUUAACCCGGACACACUCGAACUCAAAUUGAUUGACUUUGGCUGUGGUGCAAUCCUCACCGACGUGGGUUACACGUCCUUUGCUGGCUCAAGAGAGUACUGCCCUCCCGAGUAUCACAUGACCGGCAAGUACCACGGGGAACCAGGGACAGUGUGGUCACUCGGGAUCCUCUUGUUUGUGAUACUUUUUAGUAAAUUUCCAAAAAGACGACAUCUGCACAAGAUUAAUGCUAAAAACUGGACCAAAGCUGGCUUGUCGAAAGAAUGCUGCGAUUUAAUUCGCCGUUGUCUACAGAUUGACCCAAAACAGCGGAUUGAACUGGGGAAACUCAGUCUCCACGACUGGUUUAUGAUUGCAGACAAGAAGAAAUGAGGGGGAGCAAAAGAAAAUAGUGUAAGUAAUGACAGGAAAGACAGGAAGUUC
Messenger RNA from Sinocyclocheilus grahami, 1338 nucleotides. Its product is annotated as serine/threonine-protein kinase pim-3-like. The coding region runs from base 1 to 1287 and encodes 428 amino acids. Gene Ontology annotation, molecular function: protein serine/threonine kinase activity; ATP binding. The record is from RefSeq and is a predicted model, not a curated record. The transcript has 7 exons. Gene Ontology annotation, cellular component: cytoplasm. Lineage: Eukaryota; Metazoa; Chordata; Actinopteri; Cypriniformes; Cyprinidae. Gene Ontology annotation, biological process: negative regulation of apoptotic process; regulation of mitotic cell cycle; protein autophosphorylation.